This is a messenger RNA of Loxodonta africana (African savanna elephant), 12018 nucleotides long. It is a transcript of the gene IL12RB1, whose product is annotated as interleukin 12 receptor subunit beta 1. NCBI's taxonomy places the organism in Eukaryota, Metazoa, Chordata, Mammalia, Proboscidea, Elephantidae. Gene Ontology annotation, cellular component: external side of plasma membrane; signaling receptor complex. Gene Ontology annotation, biological process: cytokine-mediated signaling pathway. Gene Ontology annotation, molecular function: cytokine binding; cytokine receptor activity. The record is from RefSeq and is a predicted model, not a curated record. The transcript has 16 exons. Bases 559 to 2655 code for a protein of 698 amino acids.
GGUGUCCUUCACUCAGCAAGGUCUGCAGGUCCAUCUACAUCGCAGUGUGAAUCAUGACUUCAUGCACAUUUUGGAGCAUUGCUGGUUGGGGAAAGGGUUCUCUGAGAGGUGAGAAUCCAGGGUCAGGAGCUGGGGUCCAGGGCGCUCUAAGGCUGGUGUUUGGGAAACAGGGCGUCUAGCAUCUUCUCAGCCCCCAACACACAGUAGGCAAUUCCUGGAGACUCGCUGAAUGAAGGAACUCAGGCCUCGAGGAUGCUGGACUCCCUUUCAGGUCCAGAGAGGGCUGGAGACCCCGCCCACACAGUCGCCAGCAGCUCACGGAGCUACUAUGGGGUUUCCAGGCCUGGUGGGUUUGUGGUGGAGGGAGGCCCCAGCCUCCGAGCUGACUUCCUGGGUUUUUCUUUCGCUUUGACUUGCAGCAGGAGGGGCUGUCACACCUUACAUUUUUUUGUCUUCUUUCUUGCUCAGCUUUGAUGCGUUCCAGGGCGGGGAAGAGGUGCCUGGGGCCUCACCGGCAGUGUGAGAGCUUGCCUGGACUGCAGGCUCCGCGUGGACCUGAUGGGGUGGCUGGUGGCCAAGCUGGUCCUCCCCGUCCUCCUCCUCCUCUUCCCCAGGCAGAGCGCCGGAGCCUGCGGAGCCAGUGAGUGCUGUUUUCAGGACCCGCCAUACUCGCACACAGACUCAGGCUCGGCCUUGGGCCCCCGGGACCUGAGCUGCUACCGGAUACUCAGCACAGGCAGCUAUGAGUGUUCCUGGCGGUACGAGGGCCCUGCAACCGGGGUCAGCCACUUCCUGAGGUGUUGCCUUAGCCCUGGGCGCUGCUGCUACUUCGCUGUGGGCUCAGCCACCAGACUGCAGUUCUCUGAUCAGGACGGUGUGCCUGUGCUCCACGACAUCACUCUCUGGGUGGAGUCCCAGGUCGCGAACAGAACGGAGAAGUCGCCUGAGAUUUCCCUGCUGCUCUACAGCUUCGUUAAAUACGACCCUCCUCCUAAAGACAUCAAGGUGUCCAGGACAGCAGGGCAGGUGCUCAUGGAGUGGAAAACCCCAGAUGGCCAGGAUAAUGCUGAUGUGCAGUUCCGACACCGGACGCCCGGCAGCCCCUGGAAGUUGGGCCACUGUGGACUUCAGGAUGAUACUGGCUUAGAGUCUUGCCGCUGCCCCCUGGAGAAGGAUGCUGCCCAGGAAUUUCAGCUGCGGCGGCAGCGGUGGCUCAGGUCUCAGGCCCCAGGAGGUCCCUGGAGCAGCUGGAGCAGCUCUGUGUGUGUCCCUGCUGAAACCCCCCCGAAGCUUGAGCUGAAUUGCUCGGUGGAGCUGCUCCAGCCAGACGGAAGGAGGCAGCUGACCCUGCAGGGGCAGCAGCCACCGCAGCUGGAGCUUCCAGAAGGCUGCCACAGAACCACACCUGGUGUGGAGGCGACAUAUAGCAUCCACCUGCACAUGCUGUCUUGCCCAUGCCAGGCCAGGGCCACCAAGACUCUGCCCCUGAGGAAAAUGCUCAGACUCUCAGGAGCUGCAUACAAUGUGACUGUCAUUUCUCAGAAUCGCUUUGGCCCUGGCCUCAACCAGACAUGUCUCAUUACUGCUGACAACCACACAGAACCCAGGACUCUGAAUAUCAGUGUUGGAGCCAAGGGGACCACAAUGCACUGGGCAGGCCGGGUCGAGGCCACGACGUACUGCAUUGAGUGGCAGCCCCAUGACCAGGACAAGAGCCGUGCCACCUGCACCGUGACGGCACCCCAAGCCCUGGACCAGGCUGGAAUGGUGACCCACAGCUGGAACCCAGCAUCGGGGGCAAUGGAGCAGGAGGGGUGUUAUCGAGUCACUAUUUUCGCCUCCACGCGCCCAAAGAAGCCCACCUCAUGGUCCACGGUCCUGUCCACCUACCACUUUUGGGGCAAUGCCUCGCGGGCCGGGACCCCACAGUUCGUCUCGGUGAAGAAUCAUAGCGCGGACUCGGUGUCAGUGCACUGGGCAGAGUCACCGCUGAGCUCCUGCCCCGGCGUCCUGAAGGGGCAUGUCGUGCGCUUCUGGGAUGAGGACAGCAGCCAGGUGUCAGAGUAUGAGGUGAAUGCCACAGAGACCCAGGUCACCCUUCGUGGCCUGCGUCCUGGUGUGACCUACACCGUGCAGAUCCGAGCAGACACUGCAGCAGAGCAAGGUGCUUGGAGCAAGCCACAGCAGUUCAGCACUGAAGUUCAGGUUUCACAUUUGAUCAUCUUCCUGGUGUCGCUGGGCAGCUUCGUGAGCAUCCUCGUCCUGGGUAUCCUCGGGUACUUCAGCCUGAACAGGGCUGCACAGUGCCUGUGCCCACCUCUGCCCACACCCUGUGCCAGCUCCGCUGUCGAGUUCCCUGGCAGCCAAGGGAAACAGGUUUGGCAGUGGACCAAGCCUGAGGGCUUCCCGGAAGAGGCGCCCCCGCAGGAAGCCCUGGUGGUGGAGACAUUCUGGGAUAAAGGCGAGGGGCCUGGACUGGACUCAGCAGGGUCUCUCGAGGAGACGCAGCUAGCCCCCGAGGACCAGGCUGAGGCUCUGAGGCCUGGCAGGCAGGACGGUCUGGCAGAGGGACACCCACUGCUCUCGGGAGACCUAAUGCAGAGUCCCAGGCUCGGGACCCUCAGCACAUUAAGGCCUGAGGGACAGGAAUACUAAUAACCUCGCCUUACAGACAGCAGGAUGCACGGACAGAUGAUCACAGUCAUGAAGGCCGGUUAAUAAGCGCAUACUGCAUGUCCGGCCCCGAUCCACCCAGACACUCUCACUGUUCUCUGAAUCCUGCAACCGCCCAGUGAGCGGUACUGGCUAUCCUAUUUUACAGAUGGGACCACUGAGGCUCAGGGAGAGAGACUGACUUUCCUGAGGCCACACAGCCAGAGCAGGAGUCAAACCCGGGCCGACUGACCGGAGCCCCCUCAAGAGGCUCAGGCACCCCCACCCCUCGGGCCUGCUCGGGGUGCGGCCCCUAUUGCGACACAUCCUGGGGCAGGAAAGCCUAGAUACCGCCCUAAAACGGAAGCUAUCACGAGGGGCCAGGCCCGACAUCCGGGGGCGGGGACGGGGCAGUCAUUGGUCCGCGUCGAGGCGGAAUAAGCCAAGGGAGUGCUGCAUGUUCAGCGUGGCAGGCAAAGCCGGGCUCCUGAGCACUGGAACGGGAGUCCAGGCUCAGGGCUCCCACCGCACUGCGCGAUCUUGAGCUUCAAAGGAUCCAGCUGUGGGCAAUAAGAGGACUGUGCACUCCCUGGGGGAAGCGAUGGACCCUCCACUGCCUCAGUCUCCUCCUUGGUGAAAUGGGGGUAACAGCGCAAUAGAGUCCUCCCUAACAUAUCUACACUCUGGCUGAACCGUGAAUAUCCUGCUCAAAAAAAACAAAUAGGAGCUGAGGAUCUAUUCAUUCAUUAUUCAUUUCUUCAUUCCACAGACAUGCAUCUCCCUUCUGGGCGCAGCCGAGCAGCCCUUAGGCUGGGGGAGGCAGAGCAGGACACCCUCCUGCAGAGCCCUUUACACACCCCGCGUCCAUCCACUUCCCUGUCGCCGACCGCGUGACCUCGCCCCUUGGCCUCCUGCCUCCACUGCUUCUGUCCCUGACAGUCCCCAUGGGUCCCCCGGCGGCCACUGGGGUCCCCUAAAACCUCGUGGUACACGUGUGGUCUCCGAUAACCCUCGUGGCCACCAGGUGGCAACAGCUGAUUUUGUCUUCCUAGCGGAGUAGCCCCGCCCCCUCCAUCUACUAGGAGUUUGCAGAAGACUUCUCUGGCUCCAAACUGUUAGCCUUCGUCGGUCACAAGCGACUCUAUGCGCAAUGAAACUAAAUGCUGCCCAGUUUGGGAUCGCAUGUUGUGAUCCAUAGGGUUUUCAUUGGCUGAUUUUCAGAAGUUGAUUGCCAGACCUUUCUUCCUAGUCUGUAGUGGUCUGGAAGCCUCACUGAAAUCUGUUCACUAUCCGAGCAACGUGCAAGCCACCACUGACUGAUGGCUGGUGGCUGUGCCUGAGGUACAUUGGCGGACAUUGAACCCAGGCUGGGGGGAUUAGCCAACAGUUUUACCAGAUCAGCGGUAGGAAACAACUUCACAUUUUUUCACCACAUCAAACUUCUGCUUCUAGCUAUGGCUGGCAUCUGUCUCUCUCCCAACCCCACAGCACCUUCCUACAGAAUCAAAGCCUCUUUUCAAAUUUGCAAUCCCUAAGGAGCGGAUCACCCAGUCAGCAAGGUAAACGCAGGAUGUGAAAUUGUUCAGUACAGAUUUGAAAGUAAGCACGAGUAAACCCGUUGGGAGAAGAGAAGGCCGGGAGGGCUAGGAGGUGAAGGGCCCAGGCCUCUUAUCUCUUGGGGCCUCAGUUUCCCCAGGCCCUGGUGCUCCAGCUGCGUGUGGCUGCUCGCUGUUCUAAAAAUGCUCUCCCUGGACUUACUGCCUCCUGGCUUUUGCUCAGGCCUCGCCAUCCUCCAAACAAACCUUUCCUGAGGGUCCUCCUCUUCCCUCUAUAGGCCUAAAUCUGGCCUGAGGAGAAGGUGGACAGGGGUGGGCCAAGUGGUCAGAGAGGAGGGUCACACAGCUAAAUGUGACCCUUGGGGCUUGAAGCUACACUCGCAUGCCCAGACCCCAUAUCCACCCAUCAGCAGAUCACCAGGCAGCUAAAUCACCCCUGCUCAGCUGUUUCAGUCCCAGGCCUGCCCAGUGGUGCAGAACCCCACUUGGGAACUUCCCCAAAGUUGAUCAAGCCCCAUCCCUCCCAGCCAAAGCACCAGGGCCCAAAGAGGGGGAAAGCAGGCGCUGUGGAGUGGAUUCUGACUCGUGGCGACCCCAUGUGUGUCAGAGUAGAACUGUGCUCCACAGGGUUUUCAGUGGCUGAUCUUGCAGAAGUAGAUCGCCAGGCCUUUCUUCUGAGGCACCUCUGGGUGGACUUGAACUGCCAACCCUGUGGUUAGCAGUUCAGCACAAUAACUGUUUGCACCACCCAGGGACUCCAAAGGGGAGACAGGCAACGGUUAUUGGGCACCCACUGGGAUUUUAGCUCCAGGUAAUGUAAAAAAUGGAAACCCUGCUUCCACCAAGGGGAAGGCUGAGCUAGGUGGAAGGAGUUCUGGAGCACCAGGAGCCUCUUUUCCACCAUGGGGUGGGAGCUCCCUGGGACAGAAAUCUGCAGGAUGGACAACAGCAUAGAGGAUGGAGCCUUAGUGCCUGGAUCCAGCCAUGCCUGAAAGCUAUCACCCUGGGAUUUUCCAUCAGGUUCCCUUUGGAAAUGACUCUGGACGUCUGCCUGCCCAUCUGUAAAAUGGAAAUGGGUUCAGAGCACUGUUUUUUGUUUUUUUGUUAAACUUCAUUUCUCUUAUGGCUGAACAAUAUUCCAUUGUAUGGAUGGACCAUUCUUAUGAAUGCUAACUCACUCACCUGUUGAUGAAUAUUUGGGUUGCUUCCACCUUUUGGCUGUUGUGAAACUGCUCCAGUGAACACGGGCGAACAGGUUUCUAUGUGGAUGUAUGUUUUCAUUUCUCUCGGAUAUACACCUAGGAGGAGCCGUGGUGGUGAAAUGGUAAGCGCUCAGUGGCUCAUCGCAAGGUCAGCAGUUCAAACCUACCCUCUGUGGAAGAAAAAUGUGGCAGCGUGCUCCCAUAAAGAUUACAGCCUUGGAAACUCUAUGGGGCAGCUCUACUCCGUCCAACAGGGUUGCUAUAAGUUGGAAUUGACUCGACAGUAGUGGGUUUAUUUUUGUUUUGUUUUGUUUUAUAUACCUGGGAGUGAAAUUGCCGGGUCAUAUGGUAAUUCUAUGUUUAACCAUGUGAGGAACCACCAGACUGUUUUCCACAGCGGCUGCACCAUUUUACGUUCCUACCAGCAAGGCACAAGGAUUUCAGUUUCACCAUAUCCCCACCAACACUUGUUCCUUUUUUUAAAAAAAUUGUAGCCAUUCUAGUAGGUGUGAGGAGGGUCCCUGGGUGGUGUAAAUGGUCGACAAUUGACUACUAACCUGAAGGUUGGUGGUUUGAACCCACCCAAUAGUGAUGCGAAAGAAAGGCCUGGCAGUCUGUUCCCAUAAAGAUUACAGCCAAGAGAAUGCAAUGGGGUAGUUCUACUCUGUAACACAUGUGGUUGCCAUGAAUCCAAAUCGGCUCCACAGCAAAGGGUCUGGUUUUUGGUUAGUGGGUGUGAAGUGGUAUCUCAUUGUGGUUUUGAUUUGCAUUUUCCUGAUGGCUAAUGAUGUUGAACAUCUUUUUUUUUUUUUCUUAAACAUGUUUUCAUGAGCUUGUUGGUCAUUUGCAUAACUUCUUUGGAGAAAUGUCUAUUCCGAUCCUUUGCCCAUUUUUAGUUGGAUUGUUUGUCUUUUUAUCAUUGAGUUAUACAGCCUCCAUCAAUGUUUAAUAACAGAAGGAAACCUUGGCUGGGGAGGUGGGACACUCCCCCUGGCCUCUCUUGCCCCACCCCAGCCAGCCCCGGCCUGGUGGGGAGGGUAGGGUCUCUCUUUCCAGGUGGGGAAACUGAGGCACAGAGGCAGAGCCUGCCUGGUACCCCGUGGUCCGGGUCACGGCCAAAGUUACACCUGGUCCCCCACUCCCACCCGCCACCACCUAGCCCUAUCCAGUCCUUCUCCAUCUGCACCUCGCCUCACCACCUCAUCCCCACCUCACACACACACACACACACACACACACACACACACACACACUGCUCUUCACCCCUGAGCUGCUGGUGGCUUGUGGAGCUGACCCUGCCCGGCGGGAACCGCCUGCUCCGGCACACAGCGGCUACUGCCAGAGCUAAAACGCCAAGCAGGAAGGAAAACAUACGCCGGGUGGCUAGGGGCGGCUCCUCCUCCACGGACAGUCCCCGUGGGCCUGCGGGCGGGGCUGGGCCAUGACUCACGGAGGCGAAUGUCUCUCAGACUCUGUCCGAGUCCGUCUCUGCCUCCAAUCAGGCUGUGCCUCGGUUUCCCCAGCGGUGAAAUGGGUGUAGUAAACCCCUCCUUCCCGAACUAAGCAAUGAGGGGGCCGGAGGCGCUAAGAUCACCCCCGGUAAUAGCAACGUCACAGAGAGGAGGGCUCCACGCAGGGACUUGUGGCCUCGGUUCCUCUUCUCCACCACCCGCCCCCCCCUCCCGGCUCCCCUCUCGCCAGGCUGAGUCCUGCACCCCCAGCUUCCCCCAUUUGCUGCGUGGGGGGCCUGUGUCUCCCCGCCUUUCAAGUUUCUGGCUCCCUCUCUUUGUCUCCCUGUCCCUCAUUCUGUUUUUUCCUAUCUCUCUGUGUCUGACUCAUCUGUUAAAGAAAAUACCUCCCCCCUUAAACUUAACUCUUAACCCUUCAGAAACUAAAAACUCGGUGAUAGAGACGUGCUGGGAAAAGUUUAAACAAUGAAAUGAACCAUUUUUUUAGAUUAUAGAAUGCAGUCGGGUCAGGCUUAAUAAACCAAUCCAAACCGCCUCCUGCAGAUUAAAUGAAUGACAACCAAAAACAAAAAACAAAAAAACCAUUGUGCUCCAGUGGAUUCCGACUCAUAGCUGCCUUAUGAGACCGGGUAGAACUGCCCUAUAGGAUUUCCAAGGAGGCCUGGUGGAUUUGAACUGCCGACCUUUUAGUAGCAGCCAUAGCUCUUAACCACUACGCCCCCAAGGUUUUCCAAUGACAACCAAUGAUUUUAUAUUUCCUUUUUGGGAAGUCCCCUGUGCAGUUGGUACUGCAUAGAAGCUGAUCAAGAUUGUAAUGGGAUGGACUUCUCUCUCCCCUCUCUGGAGGGCUGCUCCCUGUUCUGUGCCCGAUGAAACCUUUGAACUCUAAUUGACUUAGUGAUCAGGUUUUUCUCUUUUGACACAUCUCUUCCUGAAUCUGUCUUUUCCCUUUCCAUCUCUCACUGUCUCUUCCAGUCUAUCUGUCUGUCUUUUGGUCUCUCUCCAUCUCUCAUGGUGUCUCUCCAAAUCUCUUUCCAUCUCUCCCUGUGUUUCUAUCUCUUUCUGUCUCUCUCAGCCUGUCUCUCCCUCAAGCCUGCCCUAGAAUCUCCCAGGCCCAGCCUGCACCAGCUGGGUCAGCCCAGGUCUGGCCAGUGUCCCCCAACAAGCCAGAUCCUAAUCUGUCCGCCGGCCCUGCCUUGGCCUCCACCCUGCCCCCCCAGCAGGUCCCCUCGGCCCCUCACGUGCUGCUGGGACAACAACCCACAUCAUUUAGGAGUCCUUCUCUAACCCUCAAGCCCGCAGUUCAACACCCACAACUCUGAGACUCAAGACUCCCUCCCCAUUUCUGUGAUGGGGAAACCUACGAUUUGUCCAGGGCCCCAGCACCGAGCAUCCCUGAGGUGCCUUUCAGAUGGUCCCAGAUCAUCAGGGCGGGCUGAGUGGGACACCCCACCUCCUGAGCUGGUUUUCCAGAGGGCCAGCUAGUCUGGCCAGGGGCCCAGACCACUCUCCUCCCAGCCACACUGUCGGCUGCUUGUGCUAGUGGGAAUGGGGGCAUUGGAGGCAGGGCCUUGGGUCCGGUGAGACUGGGGGGCACCAAGCUAGGAUUUUGGAACAGGAAUCUUUGCAGCCCCCCUACCUCCCAUCACCCACGGGUGGGAAUGGGGGUGGGGAGCCCCAAGAUCUGGGCCUAACACUUCCUUCUUCUGGAAGUCCCCCACUCCCCUAGCCUCAGAGGACCCUAGCCCUGGGUACCUCCUUCCAGCCCAGCCCUUAACCUUAUGAGCUUGGGGGUCUGUGUCAAACAUGGACCCCCAAGUUGGGGCCUCUUAGGUUUCAGUCAUUGCCCAACGCAAGGGGGGACCCCAGGGGAUGCUGGCAAUGAAUGAAUGAUAUAAACUCCUAUUAUCAUUAGAAAUUUGUUAUUGUUGGUAAUUGCCAACGAGUCGAUUCCGACUAAUGGCGACCCCCAUGUGUGCAGAGUAGAACUGUGCUCCAUAGGGUUUUCAAGGCUAUGACCUUUCAGAAGCAGGUUGCUAGGGCUUUCUUCCUCGGUACCUCUAGGUGGGUUCACACUGCCAGCCUUUCAGCUAGUAGUCGAGCACUUAACCAUUUGCCUUACCAAGGGACUCCCACAGAAAUGGAGAGCCAUCAGAAUCUAAAACCUGGAUUCUUAGCACAACCGGGGGCUCCCCACCCCAGUCCCUGUCUGCAGCCAGAGCUGAACAGCAUCCCAGGGUGGAUGAGAGAUUCGGAGCUCGAUGCCUGGGUUUGAAUCCUGGGUCCGCCCCUCUCAGACAGGCACAACCCCUUCACCUCUCUGAGCCUCAAUUUCCCCUUCUGUACAGUGCAGGGGGGGCGGUACCCACAUCUUGGGGUUGUUGCAGGGGGUGGAUGAAGAUGCAUGGAGCUGGAGAUCAAGGCGGAUCAACUGUGAAUCGAAGGUGGUUGGCGCCUCCUCCCUCUGACAAGGCUGGAAAUUACACAGGUAAAAUCACAGAGAGAGAAUGCAAACAGAAACCUGUAAACCAAUGUUCACUGCAGCACUUUUCACAAGAGCCAAAAGGUGGAAACAACCAAAAUGUCUGCCAGCAGAUGAAUGGCUAAGCGUAAUGUGGUCUAUACACACGCUGGAAUACUACUCAGCCAUGAAGAGAAAUGAAGUCCUGAUGCCUGCCACCACAUGGAUGAACCUUGAAAACGUCAUGCUGAGCGAAAUAAGCCAGUCGUAAAAGGACAAACACUGAAUGAUCUCACAUGAAAUAAGCAAAUAGAUAGAAGCUAAAGAUUAUUAGUGGUUACCAGGGUGGGAAGAGGGGAAAGAGUAUUGUUUAGAGGGCAGUGAAUUUAUGUCAGUGGCGGUAGAAUGAUUUGGGAAAGAAUAGUAAGUAAGAACGGUGGCAUGACUUAGAGAAUAUAAUCAAUGUCACUGAAUUGUACACGUAGAAAUUGUUGAGAUGGCGAACACUUUGAUGUGUAUAUUUUCACCACAAAAAAAUAAAAUAAAAAGAAAAAAAGAUAAGAAGAGGGAAAAAAAAAAUCACAGAGAGAGGCAGGAGAAUGGGGCGGGGCUGAGGAGGAAGAUGUCCUUAGGUCAGGAGAAACUGACAGCCCAGCUCACUCAGGGGCCUGGGACUCCCUCCUGGACCCUGGCUGCCUCUGAGCUUCCCACCCGUUCCUUCCAGCCUCUCCUUUACCCAUCCCCCACCCCAUCCUCCAGCAAAAUGUAUCCCCAAUCCUAUGCCUUGUCACAACCUGGUCCAGCCCACAUCAGCACUCCCUGGUAGUAAUGGAUUGAAUUGUGUCCCCCCAAAAUAUCUGUCAAGUUGGCUAGGCCACGAUUCCCAGUGUUGUGUGAUUGUCCACCAUUUUGUCAUCUGAUAUGAUUUUCCAGUGUGUUGUAAAUUCUGCCUCUAUGAUGUGAAUGAGGUGGGAUUAAAGGCAGUUAUGUUAAUGAGGCAGGACUCAAUUUGCAAGAUUAGAUUUUGUUUAAAUCCAAUCUCUUUUGAGAUAUAAAAGAGAGAAGUGAGCAGGGAAACAGGGGGACCUCAUACCACCAAGAAAGCAAUGCUGGCAGCAAAGCGGGUCCUUUGCAGAGAAGUUCCUCUGCAGAGAAGCUUCUAGACCACGGGAAGAUUGAUGACAAGGACCUUCCUUCAGAGUUGACAGAGAGAAAGCCUUCCCCUGGAGCUGGUGCCCUGAAUUUGGACUUCUAGCCUACUAAACUGUGAGAGAAAAAACUUCUGUUUGUUAAAGUCAUCCAUUUGUGGUAUUUCUGUUGUAGGAGCACUAGAUAACUAAGACACUGGUCCCUUGACUUCCACCCUCAGUCCUCGGACUGUUCCCCCAUAGUAACCUGAAUCAGAACUGUCCCUCCUCUGCAUAGAACUUUCCAUAGCUCCUGCCUACCCAAGAGUAAAAGCCAAAGUCUUCCCAUUGCUGCCUCCAUUAUCACUUCCCUCCUCUCCCCGCAGUGCCCCCUCUGCUCCAACCUCACUGGCCUCCUGGCUGCUCCUGAAACAAGCCAGGCUUGUGCCACCCACCACAGGGACUUUGAACAGACUGUGCCCUCCGCCUGGGACCAUCUUUCCCCUACACACUAUAUGGCUCCCUUCCACCCCCUUCAGUUCUCAGCUCAAACGUCACCGUGCCUCCCACACUCCCUUCCUCCCUCCUACACCACCAAAAGUCUGCAUUUUGUUCUCGGCUGUGUCCCUGCCUCCUGGCGCCUGACCAGGGCUCAAUUAAUGUGCUCACGAACAUGCUGAUGUAAGAGUCGUAUACCAGAGGCCCACUGUGCUCCAGGACCUGGGCUAGGGGCUGGGGACACAGCCAGGGACAAUUCUGACAAAUCCUCGUUCUUGGGGGGCUCAUGGAAUGGGGAGGGUGAGGUAGAUGGACAAUCCACCUAGGGGUACCACAGAAGAAGGGUCUGUUGGUCUGCUUCUGUUAAGGUUACAGCCAAGGAUACUCUAUGGUGCACAGUUCUAUUCCACACACAUGGGGUCGCCCUGAGUCAAAAUUGGCUCUACAUGGCAACUGACAAUGACAACAUAUAACAGAGUCAGGUAGUGAAAAGUACUAUGAAUAAAACGAAAUGUGGGUACAGCACAGAGAGGAUCUGUCCAAUUGGGCAGCCAUGGAGGGCAUCCUGGAAGAGAUGGCAUUGGAGCUGAGGCCUGUGUGAGGGGAGGGGAGGGAGGGAGAGAGGGAGAUGCAGAGCAAAGGCCCUGCAGCAGGAAUGAGCUUGUGUGUUCAUGAGGAGGCUGAGAUGAGGGGUGCUGGACCUCACGAUGCUUUGGGAGCCACAGGGAAGAGGUUAGUCUUUACCUCAAGCACAACGGGGUACCCUGAGAGGGUAUUGAGAGAGGAAAUGGGAUUUGAUUCCUGUCUUCCAAAGAUGCUUUGGCCUCAUGAAGCAGCACUGGCGGCCACGUGACUCUCAGCAGCUCAGAGACAAGGAAACUGAGGCUCAGAGCGGUCGUGACUCUUAUCCAGUUACCCCCAAGUCCAACAACCCCAGCCAGGAGCCUAUGAUCCUCUGCCCAGCACAGUCCCAUUUACAGGUGGGAAACUGAGGCACAGAAUGAGGCUGUCCCUCCCCAAGGUCCUCAGGGAAUGGAGCCUGUUCCCCACUUC